AAAAAACUAAUAAAAAAUGGUCGCUGAACAAAGAAGACGUGUCGAAGAUCUUAUGACAAGAAUGAUCGAAGAAAUGGAUAAGGCAUAUUUAAGGAGAAUGCAGGGUAAUAUGCAUAGAUGUGCAGCCACUUGUUGUGAUAAUGAAAGUUACAGCAUACUACAAGUACAAAACUGUGUAGAAAAUUGUAGUUCCUCAUUAAACGAGGCACAAAAUUAUGUUCAGAAUGAAUUUGUAAGAAUACAGAAUCGAUUACAAAGAUGUGUAAUGGACUGCAAUGACACGAUAAAAGAUAAAAUGAGUUCAAAUCUAACGCAACAUGAAGUGGAUAGGUAUAGCGAAGAAUUUGAUAAAUGUGCAACAAAAUGCGUAGACACUUAUUGCGACUUAUUACCUUCGUUGGAAAAAUCAAUGAAGAAUGUACUUUCAAGUAAAGUUUGAAAAAUAGUACAAGGAUAAAUAAAUUAUUCUUAUAAGGCUAAAAAACAAAUUUCAAUUGUUAAAACAUGCAUCUUUUGUAAUUUUUAUAGGUAUUAAAUAUGUAACAUAGAUGAAACUGUUAAUAUUCAGAAAAAUUGUUUUUAAGUGCAUUAAUGCAUUGGUGGUGUAUAUAAUGCUUAAAGUUUUACAUACUUUAGUUAGUUUUCCUGUAUUACAGUUAAAUACAGUAGUUUUAUUUCAA
This is a messenger RNA of Vespula vulgaris, 680 nucleotides long. RefSeq names its product protein FAM136A-like. The transcript is spliced from 3 exons. The coding region runs from base 17 to 439 and encodes 140 amino acids. Gene Ontology annotation, cellular component: cytoplasm. The record is from RefSeq and is a predicted model, not a curated record. Lineage: Eukaryota; Metazoa; Arthropoda; Insecta; Hymenoptera; Vespidae.